Molecule: messenger RNA, 465 nt
Organism: Gloeophyllum trabeum ATCC 11539
Lineage: Eukaryota; Fungi; Basidiomycota; Agaricomycetes; Gloeophyllales; Gloeophyllaceae
Exons: 2
Source: RefSeq, a predicted model, not a curated record
CCUGAAGAUACUACUGGCAUCGAGCGAAUUAUGCUUGCUGCCCAAGGUGACCUGCAACGACUUCUCAGCUCAUUUUUUGCGCGUCCUAUCUCGGUGGAGCGCGUCUAUGCUAAUACCAGCCCUCGACUGGUCCCCGCUUCACCGUCCGACCCCAUCACACAGCACCGACAAGUGCAGCUGAAGUGUGCCUCCCGCAUAGUCUGCAUCGCCACAUCUUCUGUCGUCAUUACGUCUCCCGAAUGCGAACGACUCUUUCUGGAGGAAAAGUUUGCAAUCGGCCAGCUCUUCAGACAGCUCCGCGUCACGCCCAAAUUUACUCUGCUCAACGUCGAGACGCGUAUCGUUAAAGGAAGACGCGAGCUCGAGAGGACAUACAUGCUCGAGACCAACGGCAUCUCCUGCAAGAUCACGGAGGUAUUCCCGGACAGGGAUAUGUUCGUUCUGGGAAGAGCAUGGCUGGACGAC